CUGAAUGCGCGACGACAGAUAAGCGAUAGCAGUCCGACAGCGCAAAACUAGCCUACUUCUAUUCCAGUAAAAUCGGGGAUAAAAACACUUCGUGUGCGAUAGUGUGCGUUUUUAAACGGCGUUUCGAUAAUUUUUCCUUAAAUCGGCGAUCUACGGUAGUCGUAAUGCUAUGAUGCCCUUGCAUUGACCUCCGCGGUGAUCAAUAUUUCUACUCAACACGCUUGUACACUAUAACUAAAUAAUAUUUGAUCGACGAGUGUAAGAUUUGAGCGGUUUACAAUUUUAGUAGCGCAUUCGAACUCAGCUUGCACAGAUGACUAUCAACCGUACGAAACAGCAAAUUUAUUUGAACUUGUGCUAGCGUUGCGAAGUCGGACCUACAGCAAACUUCGAAAAUGACAGAGCGAAGGUUAGGACAAAACGGAAUCGUGCAGCCGCUACUUACAGAUCUCUAUCAAAUAACCAUGGCCUACGCGUACUGGAAGUCGGGCAAGACAAAGGACUACUCCGUGUUCGAUCUUUUUUUCCGUAAGAAUCCAUUCCAGGGGGAGUUCACGAUCUUCGCCGGCCUGGAAGAAUGUUUGAAAUUCUUGGAGAAGUUUCACUAUUCUAUUAGCGACAUCGAAUACUUGAAGCAGACUUUGCCGUCUAAUAUAGAAGAAGAGUUUUACGAAUUUCUGAGCUCCGUGUCUGCGAAAGACGUAACAUUGUAUGCUAUUGCGGAAGGGUCCGUUGCAUUUCCCAGGCGGGAGGAUUGCAGAGUGCCGCUUAUGAGAGUUGAAGGUCCCUUGAUCAUAGUGCAACUGCUUGAAACGACGUUGCUGACUUUGGUGAACUACGCAAGUUUGAUGGCCACAAAUGCUGCUAGGUACCGCAUGGCAGCAGGGAAUAUGAAACUGUUCGAGUUCGGUUUGAGGAGGGCGCAAGGACCCGACGGAGGUCUUUCAGCGUCAAAAUAUUCCUAUAUAGGGGGAUUCGACGGUACCAGCAACGUAUUAGCCGGCAAACUCUUCAAUAUCCCGGUGAAAGGGACACACGCUCAUGCAUACAUUACGUCUUUCAACGGAUUCACGGACCUCCGCAACACCAAGCUGGAACCUAAAGCCGGCGGCGAACCGAGAGACCUCCUCCAGCUGGCCCUCGCCUGGAGAACCGACUUGGUUCCCAUUUUCAAGGUUGUGGCUUCCGAGGCGAGCGACGGAGAAAUGGCUGCGCUGAUUUCGUUUGCUAUUGCAUUCCCUGAUGGAUUUAUGGCUUUAGUUGAUACGUAUGACGUUAAGAGGUAUUCCUGUCGCAUGACCCACGCCACCCCCGUGUGGCCUGUCACUCUGCCCAACACCCAAUCGCAUAACGAGUACAGGAGUGGCCUUCUUAAUUUUUGCUCAGUAGCGCUAGCAUUAAACGAGUUAGGAUAUAGAGCUGUUGGAAUCCGUUUGGAUAGUGGCGAUUUGGCUUAUUUGUCUAACGUUGCUCGCCAGUUCUUCAGUGAAAUCAGCGAAAAAUACAACAUUCCAUGGUUUCAAGACUUGAUGAUAAUGGCUUCCAAUGAUAUUAACGAAGAGACUAUUCUCAGCCUGAAUGAACAAGGACAUAAAAUCAACUGCUUUGGUAUCGGUACCCAUUUGGUCACCUGUCAGAGGCAGCCUGCUCUAGGUUGCGUUUACAAACUAGUCGAAUUAAAUGAUCAGCCUAGGAUUAAGCUUAGUCAAGACGUUGCUAAAGUUACCCUGCCUGGACGCAAAGACGCUUACAGACUAUACAGUGAGAGUGGACAUGCUCUUGUCGAUUUACUCCAAAGGUCUGACGAAUCGCCGCCAGCCAUUAAUGAGAAAGUUUUAUGCCGACAUCCUUUCAUUGAGUCGAAAAGGGCAUACGUCAUUCCUUCAAGAGUAGAAAAAUUGUUAACAGUAUAUUGGAAGGACGGUGCUAUUUGUCAGAUGUUACCAGAUCUUCAACAAAUAAAAGAAGGCGUGCAGACAUCUUUGAAAACUUUGAGGCCUGAUAUUAAGAGAAACCUGAAUCCGACUCCUUUCAAGGUUGCCGUUAGUGAUUGCCUGUACACGUUUCUUCAUAAUCUGUGGCUAGAGAAUGCUCCAAUUGGAGAAUUGUCGUAAGACGGCAGAGAUGCGGGCUGCCUACUUAGGAGCGUAAUAGUCACACUUUAAUGCUUUAUACAUAUACCUAGUACAAAUUUUAUGUCCACUCAUGUUACACCUAUUUAAUAAAAAAAGCACAGGAGGACUUGUCACGUAUCUUGGC
This is a messenger RNA of Zophobas morio, 2259 nucleotides long. RefSeq names its product nicotinate phosphoribosyltransferase. Gene Ontology annotation, molecular function: nicotinate phosphoribosyltransferase activity. Lineage: Eukaryota; Metazoa; Arthropoda; Insecta; Coleoptera; Tenebrionidae. The record is from RefSeq and is a predicted model, not a curated record. The transcript is spliced from 8 exons. The coding region runs from base 396 to 2114 and encodes 572 amino acids. Gene Ontology annotation, cellular component: cytosol. Gene Ontology annotation, biological process: NAD+ biosynthetic process via the salvage pathway.